Rotaria sp. Silwood2 is the source of this 594-nucleotide messenger RNA. The record is from the annotation of a GenBank genome assembly. NCBI's taxonomy places the organism in Eukaryota, Metazoa, Rotifera, Eurotatoria, Philodinida, Philodinidae.
AUGUCAUUAGAUCCAUUAUUUCGACGAAUGACAAUGAUUGUUGCUGUGUUAGCUUUUACUGGCUUUUUACUUGGUGCUAUUUCAAUGGUAACUAAUUAUUGGACUAUUGGAAAUCUCCCACCAUCAGAUAUGCCAAUUCCAAUAGGAAAUGGAACUGUUAUUAACACUGAAAAUUUUGAUUUGGCAUGGAAUGGUUUAUUUAAAAUGUGUACAUCACGUGCUAAUGUUGCAUGUGUAACACAAUUUUGGAGAACAACAUUUAUAUUAUGUUUAUUAGGUUUAAUAUGUUUAUUAGUUGGUGGAAUAUUUUCUGUAUGCGAAAUGUUUAAAACAAGUGAUAGACGAUUUGCUAUACCAAUGUUAUAUUUUGUUGCUUGUGUUUUAAUGACAGCUGGACUUUUUGAUUAUGGAUCAAUGGCACGACUUAAUUAUCAUUCAUCACGUUUAAUGAUUUCUGCUAUUGUUUUUAAUUAUGCUGCUUUACCUAUGUCAGCUUUUAUUGCAGGUCGUUAUUCAGCAUAUGAUUGUUAUAUAAAUAAUGGUCAUGUUCAUAAUGGACAAAAAUAUGUACCUGCUGCAACAAAUGGAAAUUAA